Molecule: messenger RNA, 1320 nt
Organism: Trichosurus vulpecula (common brushtail)
Lineage: Eukaryota; Metazoa; Chordata; Mammalia; Diprotodontia; Phalangeridae
Gene: WDR38
Product: WD repeat domain 38
Exons: 9
Coding region: 1-1320 (439 amino acids)
Molecular function (GO): protein binding
Source: RefSeq, a predicted model, not a curated record
AUGCCCAGGUCGGCAGUCACCAACAGAGAGAUGCCCGCGGCGCAGGGGAAGACCGGCGAUCGAAGCCCCCACGAUCGAAGCCCCCACAAGGCUAGAUCUGAAACCACAUCAACGACCUCCACCCAGACCCCUCCCUCACCAGCCGAAAAGGUCUGGGCGCCUUUGACCGUGGGCAGUAUAAAAUAUUUCAGUCGUCACAAAGGGGAGGUCAAUUCGUGCGCCUUCUCCCCGGACACCCGGAUCCUCCUCACGUGCUGUGAUGACAACAAGGUGUACAUGUGGGGGGCUCGGACUGGGAAUUUGCUGCGGAAGCUGCAGGGCCACAAAGGUCCGGUGUUAUUCUGCAGAUUCUCUUCUGAUGGCAAAUUCUUUGCGAGUGCCUCUCGUGACUGCACAGUCCGGCUGUGGGAUGCCCAAACCACCAAAUGCCUCCAGGUUCUGAGAGACUGGGCAGGAGGUCAGUGCUGGGGGCUCAUUGUUUGUAUUUUACGUACUUUGUCUUGCACUGGGGUCUUCCAGGUCACUCCCGGGGUGUGGAGACGGUCAGCUUCAGCCCAGACUCCAAACAGCUGGCAUCUGGAGGCUGGGACCACAAGGCUAUACUCUGGGAAGUGCAGACGGGCCGAACCAUCACUCAACUCCUUGGACAUCAGGAUGCCAUCCAAAGCAGUGACUUUUCUCCCAAUUCAGAAUAUCUUACAGGCUACUGGCUCCUGGGAUUCUACAGUUCAAGUCUGGGAUCUGCGCACAUUGGAUAAGAUUAACAAAAAAGUACUGGAAGGCCACAAAGGAAAUGUCAGCUGCGUGUGUUUCUCCCCAUCUGGGCUCUUGGCCUCAGGUUCCUGGGACAAAACGAUCCGCAUCUGGAAGCCUGAGACAGGGAAGCUCCUCGCUAAACUCUUAGGACAUCUGACCUGGGUGAAGAGCAUGGCCUUCUCUGCUGAUGGGCUUCGCAUGGCUAGCUCAGAGUACUCCGAGUUGGUUAAAAUCUGGGAUUGUACGACUGGAAAAUGCACAGAGAGCCUAAGGGGAGUUUUAGAAGUGGCCCACGUCUGCGCUUUUACCCCAGAUGGGAAGUUGUUGGUUUCAGGGUCGGCUGAUCACCGAAUAUUCGGAGAAGGAAUUGCAGAUCAUCAAGUACUUGGAGAAUAUUCCAAGCGCUGUCAGAUGAAUCAUUCGGCAACCCCAAAGUCAGCUCUAAGUGACAGCUGCUUCAAGACCACUGAAAUAAGCAAUCCAAGUCUACAUUACCCGGAACCAGGAGCCAAAAUGAAGAGAGUUAAAAGCAGCACCAUUUCCACCUUAGGAAAAGAACACUGA